AUGGACAACCUCAUGGGUUGGGUCAUGGGCACAGCUCCAUCGCCCUUUGCUGGUCUCUUUGGCGAGGGUCUGACACGACGCAGAAACACGCCUUCUGGCGCCUACGACCAAAUCUUGGGCCCGGACACUCCCACCGCGGACCAACAGAACCGGCUGUGGGCCGUGGAUCGUGUCUUGGAACCACAGACGCUGGUCCAUUUCAUCGAGUUCGCCAUCAAUGGCGAGCUCCUCUCGGGGAAAAAGACGGCGCUGCCCAUCUUGGGUGACGAGUACGACUACAUCCAGGUGCCCUUCUCGCAAUGGGCACCGGCGCCGUACAGCAGCCAGGAGAUAUCCCUCAUCGAGGCUGUCAUGGGGAGUACUGGAUCGUUCCAAGAUCGUGGAGGUCUGGUGCCCGUCGCCAAGGAGCUGCUAGCCAUGAAGGCGCGAGUGUGGGAGGGUAUCAUGCCUCUCUCUGAACGGAGGUGGAUGGACCUGGACCUGGACAACCCUAGUCAAUUUCACCAAGCGUGUCAGUUUAUAUCCGCCGUAACAGACGUCUUUCACUACCUGAAUAUACCAGAAAUCAAAGCCAGCCUGAGAGAAACCUUCAACCGAAUUUGGGCCCAUCUCGACAAAUUCGACAAGGCUGUGCACGCCCUCCAGGCCAACACCACCAAUCCCGACUUUUCAAUGGCAGCUCUCUGGCAUGAAUACAUCGAAGACCACUUCAGCUCCAUUUCUGCACGCUCGAAUCGCUGGGUCAUAGAGCAUAUUGAUCGCCUCCGUACGCCGAUAUUGGAGGCACUCGCACAGGACACCGAUAUCGAUGCACUGGAUUCGGAUGAUGACUAUGGCGAAUCGCUCGCAGAUUUAAUUCAUGACCUACAUGAGGGUGCUGUCCAGGCCGACAGUAGCAUCUUUAUCCCCACGGACGGUUACCACGGUGCAUCGCUAAGAUCACAGGAUGACGUGCCAGGCAACACCUCUCACCGGUACCGCGAAGAGCCCAUUACCUUCUCCGCCAGCACAGAGAAGCGCAAAGCAGAUUACUAUUUCCGCGUCAGAUAUCUAUCCCAUCUCGAGUCCUUCAAGAUGGAAAGUCUGCUCGACAGAAGCGUCGUCAGUCACGCCAAGGACCAAGUCCGCGCCGAAGUCCAAGCGCGAAAAGAGCUACGCGGCAACGACACCACGCUGGAUGAGCCGCCACGCUGGGUAGCACAGGCACGCAGACACUUUAGCUACGGUAAAACUAUACCAUGGGCCUUUAUUGGCUUCCGGACAAGCUACGGUCACAGUGACGAAGAGUGGGAGCGGUUCAAGAGCAGCUUUCACGCAGACAUUUCGAAUUGGGGAAGCGAAUUAGGCGAUAUUGACGACAUCAGGGCUCUCAGCGUAGUCGAGUGGCGCGACGUCGAGGGCACCGUGGAUGGCAAAGUCGAUGGCAUCGCCGCCGCCGAAAAGCAAUUCGAGACUUUGAGCCAAGAUGAGGAGCUGAUGGAACGAUUCAACAACGAAGUCUAUCUCGUCGCAGACAAGGAAUCCAUCGACUCGUAUCUCCGUCCCAACGCGACCGCGGGUCAUAUUCUGGCCGUCGAGGCGGGUUUCGAUGUCGACGAGGCUGACGCUGAGCGCCUGAGCGAGUCGCCGGGCUACGACGGAUGGCUGCGCCUGAAAGGGAGCCUGCUCUGGGACGAUCUCAGCGCACUCAUGCUCAUGCAGACGCAGUUCCUCAUGGAUCUGUGGCCGUUGGCCAAGGACGACCCCGAAAAGGUCUAUCGUCACCCGCUUGGGCCCGUCAGAGGCUAG
Messenger RNA from Cordyceps militaris CM01, 1788 nucleotides. RefSeq lists its product as uncharacterized. NCBI's taxonomy places the organism in Eukaryota, Fungi, Ascomycota, Sordariomycetes, Hypocreales, Cordycipitaceae. The transcript has 2 exons. The record is from RefSeq and is a predicted model, not a curated record. The coding region runs from base 1 to 1788 and encodes 595 amino acids.